CAAAUGGCGGGUAAUGAAACAGCUGUUCACGCCACCGCCGACUCGACAUCUAGCGGAGCGCGGGCGCGAUCCGGCGCGCGUCGGCGACGACGUCGACGUAGGUUACACCGUGACGAGGAGACGCGUGGACGCGGAGCGAGAAGGAACUCGGCAGUGCUUGUCAGUGACCUGUCCAGGAGGAACAUGGCCGCUGGCUGCUGCGGCGCGAAGAAGCAGAGGCUGGGCGGUGGCGGCACCAGCGGUGGCGCGUGCGACGGCACCGUGAUUCGGCACAGCGCGGUCCAGCCGAGGAAGCCCACCACGAUCGCCCAGCCGGACAUGGGCUUCUUCUGCUUUGACGUGCUCUACUGCCAGCUGCAUCAAUUGGACCCGCCGAAGGCGCCCAACUUCAGCAACGAGGCGUUCCCUUUAUUCGUGACAUGGACAAUAGGGAAAGAUAUGAGAUUACGAGGUUGUAUCGGUACUUUUAACGCGAUGCAUUUACACGCUGGACUACGCGAGUACGCUACAACUAGCGCAUUCAAAGACUCUCGGUUUAAUCCCAUAACUCGAGAUGAGCUACCGCGCUUACACGUGAGCGUGUCGAUUUUACGACAUUUCGAGGACGGGGUUGACUAUUUAGAUUGGGAAGUGGGCGUUCACGGGAUUCGAAUAGAGUUCCACAACGAGAAAGGUAAUAAGCGGACGGCUACUUACUUGCCCAGCGUAGCUAUGGAGCAAGGAUGGGACCAGAUACAAACGAUAGACUCUCUGCUACACAAGGGUGGCUUCAAAGGUCUAGUCACACCUGACAUCCGUCGUGGCUUGAAACUGACUCGCUACCAAAGCGAGGAAGUUACCGUGAGCUAUCAAGACUACAUGACGCAUUUCAAUUCGUCUCACUCGCAGAACGAUAACGCCCGUUACAAUGUUUUCGCGUCCGGUCAGCAGAUUCGGACGCAGGCCAAUCGUUCGACGUUCAUACAUCCGCUACCCUUGCCCCCCAUUCCGCCGGUCAUGCUACCGAUUCGUACUAAUCCACCCUUCUGGUGGGGUAAUGCAGGUCCGUCCUAUCCGUCUGCACCGCUUUACCAUCAUCGGCCACCGCACCGUUUCUCCACGCAGGAAAUCGCGGAACGCGGGGUGCUGGUGCGUGUUUCUGUGUCUCAGUAUACACAGCAUACCGUUUAUGAUGCCGCAUGCUCCGUCUUGAGGAUCACGACACAUCUUUCACAUAUGAUGGCACCUAAUUGUCCAGUGUUACGUCGAGUGUCGUAUCGCAGGUAUCAUGCAAUAUUUGUGUACAUACAUCUACCAUCAUAUCAACGACCGAUCUACCGUAUCGUAACGUUGAAAUUCACAAAUGUAAGAAACGACGACGAUGACAAGAUGACGAGGAAGAAGAAGUGCGGGAAAGUAACGCGGAGACUCGGCUCGCGAGCGAACGAACGAACGUCGCAUCAACGUCGGGCGUGCGACGCGGGAGAAGUGGGAGAAGUGAGUGACAGCGAAAUGGCGGGCGAUGAAACAGCUGUUUCGACGUGCGCCGCGCCAUCUGACGGGGCGCGCGCGCGGCACGGCACGCUACAACGGCGACGACGGCGGUGGCCGCGACGGGCGGACGAGAGUGAGACGUGCGCGGGUCGUAGACCGUUCGUGUCCGCAGUUCGGGUCGUGAGAGUCGACGACGGCGACGGCGACAACGACAACGGCUGAGACAGAAAUAUGGCUGCUGGCUGUUGCGGUACCAAGAAGCAAAAGCUCAACAACUCCGCGGGCGUACCGUGCAACGGCACGGCGGUCUUGUCGAACGGCACGCGUAUACGCAACACACCGAUCGUGCAGCCCGAGAUGGGCUUCUACUGCUUCGAUGUCCUUUACUGCCAACUGCACCAACUCGACCCACCUAAACCGCCCAACUUUAGCAACGAAGCAUUUCCCCUGUUCGUAACAUGGACUAUUGGCAAGGACAUGCGGCUGCGCGGCUGUAUUGGUACAUUCAAUGCCAUGCACUUACAUGCAGGACUUAGAGAAUAUGCUACUACUAGUGCUUUCAAGGAUUCACGGUUCAAUCCUAUAACGCGAGAGGAACUUCCACGCUUGCACGUGAGCGUCUCCAUACUGCGACACUUUGAAGAUGGCGUGGACUACUUAGACUGGGAAAUAGGGGUCCAUGGUAUUCGCAUAGAGUUCCAUAAUGAGAAAGGCAACAAGAGAACCGCUACUUACUUACCUGAUGUUGCGACUGAACAAGGUUGGGACCAGAUUCAGACGAUAGAUUCGUUGCUGCACAAAGGUGGCUACAAGGGCUUAGUCACGCCGGACAUUAGACGCAGCGUGAAGCUAACGCGAUACCAGAGCGAGAAGAUUACUGUAAGCUAUCAAGACUACAUGACACAUUGGCACAACCGAAGAUGCUAGCAGCUGGCUUGGGGUCCUGUCCAAGGGCCCCUACAUUGUCAGGCGUCCAGUACGUUUUGUUACAAAAAUACGGCUGACACAGUUAACGCGUCUUACUCGCAAUCUUACGGUACCACUCAAUACAAUUCUUUCAUGGCCAAUCAGCAGCAUACGUUAGUUAUGGUUCAGCCGAAUCACCCCACGUUCAUACACACACUUCCGAUGCCACCGGUUCCUUCAGUUGUAUUACCCGUGCAAAACUACCCACCAUUUUGAUGAAGUGUAUCAUAUCCCUCAGUACGUUAUAUCGUUGUUCUUUACGAGUUUUGUAACGAGGAGAGCUGAAGUAAAUGAAGUGCUUAACAAAAAUACGACAUUGAAGGCGGCUAUUACAUGCAAUCUUUUACUGCUUCAAUUGGUGCCUAUAUAUAUAUACACAUGUAUAUUAUAUUUUGAUCGUUUGGCAGCAUAUCCCCCCCAUCAUUGUCUCGGUCUCUCUUUACAUUUCUCUCUCCCCGUGCGAUAAAUUUACUUCGUCGAGAGAAUACAAGUAUGGUGGCAAUGUUCUUCCAAAAUAAUAUUUGCUAUACUAACGAUAUUGGCUGUAGACAUUUGUAUAUGAUAGAUUCUUGUUCUCGUGUUGUACAAUUUUAUGGUUGUUAAAUUGGAAAUAAUAAAAAUAAUCUAUUUGCGUGUAAAACGAUGCAACUAAAACUUCGUUUGCUACUUAACGCUUAUUACUUGACUAGCCACCGAUCGAUACGAUAAGAUAUGGGUACUCCAAUUUGCUUUGCCAUCAUGCUAGAAUCCACACCUGUCAUUCGUUUUGGCAUCUGCGGGUCGAGCGAUUUGAUUCAAAGAAUCAAACAUGAUCGAUCCAUUCAUCCGAUGAUGUACAAAUUCGUUCCGAUUGUUUAUCUGCAUUGCUAAAAUUCAUUUCACUGAAUAGCAGAUGUAAUUCUCCAGCAAAUGUUUACGAGCAAUAAAAUAUAUAUAGAUUUUCAUUGUCUUUCUCGAGAUACAAUUCAAGGAAUAAUUUAAUCGAAGUAGAUCUGGAGUAAAAAAAAUAGAUGCACUAUCGCUUAUGAUGUACAAAACUUAUUUUCAAUCCAUGAUAUAAUCGUUAAUUAUACAUAUUUAACACAUACCGCAACGUCUGAAUUGAAUUUCUUUGCAUUAAUGGUAUAAAUCAAAGUUUUUUUUCCUUUGUCAAGUUAUCGCUUCAUUUGUCUACUGAGAUUUUUUUCGCUUGUUUUAAUAAUAUAUGCCGAUGUUGUAACAGAAUAUAAAAAAUGACAUGAACAUACACUGUAUAAAUUUUUAAUGUUGCAUAUUUAUACCAUUCCUACAAUGAAGUUUAAGGCGUUUAAAUAAUAGUCCAGAGUUUUAUUGCAGUGAAGGAUUCUAUGGAUUAAUAAAGUGCAAUAACGAGAAAUUAUCGCCAGACCAAAUUUAAUGGAAGAUUGGUAUCUUCCAUUAAACUCUAAUAUUUUAAUAUUAUUACUGCACUCUGAAAAAUUCGAUUUAAAAAGAAAAAAAAAGACAAAAAUUUGUUUCGAUCGCUUCUAUGCUGGAUAAAUAUACAUGGAUAUAUUUAUUGAUCCGUAGAAUGGGGGACCUCUACUGCAAAUAGACAAUGGGCUAGACAGAACUAAACUAUAACUGAAAAAAAAAGAAAAGAGUUAGGUAUAUAGAUAUAAUAUAGAUAUAAGAUAUUAACAAAAAUGACGAUCUCAUUGUGAUGUUGAUUGCUGUGCAAAUCAUGGUAAUGUCAUGACUCAUGUCCAUUAUGAUGACGACAGAUAAAAAAAUUUUUUUCCUGAAUACUUAAUAACUAAACACUUAAAGGUAGAUAAAACAUAUUGCGGAAACAGAGCAAAACAGUUGUGUGUAUAUUGUAGAUAUGCGCGCGACUUGAGUUAUGUCUAGAGAUAGAGAUAAUGCGUACUUGGUAAAGUGGUGUAAGAAAACGAAAUACUGGAACACGAGAAUACGUUCGUCAGUAUACCUUAAACGCGUGAUACGUUUAAUAGCAGCAUUGUCACACGCAGAAGUAGAAGUUCAGGCAUAUUUUGUAUUAAACAUCGCUUUUUAGAUUUUCGCGGCUAUACGAUAGCUGGUUUCAUUCACUGCCAACAUAAUCAUUGUUGUAGGUAUUAUACAAAUCCUACUCCUGAAAAAAAAGAAUAAACAGUUCACGUUGUUGUAUUUUGGUUGAAUCGAUGCCUUAGUAUCUGGUGUUAUCUUUUAUACAUUCUUAUCGCAUACGCAUAGUUCCUGGGAUCUCCUUGCUAUUCGGGCCCCCGUAUAACGUCCAGUAAACUGCCAGUAAUAUACUUAAUUCUAGAGUAGAGUUGGCAAAUCAAAAUUGCACUAAUCUGUGCCCAAUUUUACUUGAGAAACCGGAUCGUGUUUUUCUUUUUUUUUCAAAUAAAAAUGUUUAGAAAACGUAACGUAUAUGUAAGCAUGUAAAAUAAGGAUGCUGCAUAUUCCUGAUGAUCCCAAGUAAAUUCGAGUAGAAAUUCAACGUGUUUCCAAAUUUAAUAAUAUAAUAUCUUUGGAUUUCGUAACAAAAUGUGCAUCCAACUCCACGAUAAACAAGAAUGUGGAAUUUCCAAUAUCGAUAUUAUCUUAUUUGAGCCUAUAAAUAGACGUUUGUAUUAUGUUCAUAAAUAUGAGCUACGUUCGACUCGAUAUUGUGUAAGUUGAAUCUGUACGUCACGUUAAAGGGAAUAAUUCUCCUAAAUUAGAAGAAUUGUAUAUACUAUUAAUAUUUAAACCAACGAUCUUCUUAAACAGUACGAAAGCCUUUAUUACUGUAACAAAUCAUAUGGUGCCUAGAUACUGGAUUAAUUUUGAGAAAAGAAAAAUAGUGAAUACGCGUAAUACACUACACAUAGGACUCCUGGUGAAUACGAGAAUACUGGACAAUUAUAAAUAGACGUCUUAUAAACAUUAUGUCAAAAUGUGAAAUAAAAAUACAUUUUAUAUUCUACAAA
Ooceraea biroi (clonal raider ant) is the source of this 5378-nucleotide messenger RNA. RefSeq lists its product as uncharacterized. Lineage: Eukaryota; Metazoa; Arthropoda; Insecta; Hymenoptera; Formicidae. The record is from RefSeq and is a predicted model, not a curated record.